AUGGAAGACAACGAGUCAAUUCUCAAUUAUUUCGGAAAACUUUUUCAAAAUGUCGUUGAAUUAAAGAGUCUCGGAGAGAAGAUUUCUGACGCGGAUCUCUCCACCAAACUUCUGAGGUCAGUCUCAGGUAAGUUUGACUCGAUUACAACAUCAAUUGAGCAAUUUCAAGAUCUUGAUGUAAUCUUAGUGGAGGAGGUUCUUGGAACUCUUUAGAUUCGUGAAGACAAGCUUCGAGAUCUCUCAGUCAAGAGGGAAGAGAAAGCCUUAUCGGCUCAUGCUCUCGGCAAAAACAAGAAAAAAGAUUUUUUCAAUGGUUCUCAGGCAAGAGGCAAAGGCCGUGGCAGGGGCAGAGGCCAUGGCAGAGGAAGAGCAGAGGAACAAUGA
Molecule: messenger RNA, 384 nt
Organism: Spirodela intermedia
Lineage: Eukaryota; Viridiplantae; Streptophyta; Magnoliopsida; Alismatales; Araceae
Source: the annotation of a GenBank genome assembly